AUGGUAUACGAAGCAAGACUUUUCCCCAGUAAAAUUUGUAAGACAGUAACAAGCAUGGUGAAUGUUUAAAGACCUUGUCCUUCUCUGUUUUACUUUCCAGGCAUCACUGCAAAGCCUUGGCAUGACUCAAAGGACUUUCCCUUUACUAAGCAUCUGACAAAGCACUUUUAGGAGAUAAAAGAUGAGUAUCUUGAGAAAAAAGAAGAAAUAGAGAGAAUUGCUUCAAAGGCAAUCGAUGUAGAUCCUUUUCACAAAGUCAAAGAAGGAUCUUGUCUGAAAUAUCCAUACAUUCUUAAUGGUCAUAUAAAUAGCAGUUUUCACCUCUAAAUGCCAAAUACAUUCAGAAUUUUGCAAGAGCUAAGCAAAAGGGGUGAUGGGCCAAUGCUCAAUAUUCCAUUUAGCUCUUCAUAUAUUUCAAUUAUGAAACCAAUCACAACUAUAGACAAGCAUUACGGCCCAUGCAAUAUUAGAUUAAGAGCUCACUUGCCAUUACUUUUGCCAGACAGCGAAGAGGCCUGUUUUAUAAGAGUUGGUGGAUAAAUAAAGUUUUGGAAAGAGGGAGAAAUUAUUGUAUUUGAUGAUACUUACGAACACGAGUCAUGCAACUUAAGUGAUAUUCAUGAGAGAGUUUUGCUUGUGUUUGAUGUUUGGCAUCCUGAAUUAAUGCCACAAGAAAGAUAAGCUAUAAUAGAAAUGUUUUAGAAUUCAGCCUAAGGUUAAUGA
This is a messenger RNA of Stylonychia lemnae, 723 nucleotides long. The record is from the annotation of a GenBank genome assembly. NCBI's taxonomy places the organism in Eukaryota, Ciliophora, Spirotrichea, Sporadotrichida, Oxytrichidae.